AUGUCGUCGGACGAUAAAGACGUCGACCCAUCCGAGUUUGUAGAGCGUAUCCGGCGCUUGGGCGACCAGCGAGAUCAAGAGGACGCCGAGCGCGUCAAGAAAUUGGAAGAAGAGCUCAUCCAGGGCCGCAGCGAGAGACUAGCGCGACGAGCAGAACGAGCCCGCUCAAUUUCCCCCGACAAGCCAUACACUCCCCAGUCGCCCCGUUCCGUCGUUGGCACUCCCCAGGCCAUACAGGAGAAGGCUGCCACGACACCCACACCCACCAUGAGCCCGCCAGCACGCGAUGCCGCCCGCGAUGAUUCGCUGCACCAGCUCACCAGCUCCCCGCCCCCGCGGCCCACGUCAACAUCGACAACAAUGACCCUCGAAGACAUGGAGCCUAAGAAGCCCGCCACCAACGCUGCCGCUCUGGGAAGGUCAGGCACCUUGUCGUGGAAGCAACGCCCACAGUCGGGGAGCAUACGGCGCCCGCUCUCAGUGGCAUCGCGGUCCCCCGAGCGCCCGUCUUCCAGCAACACCCCCGAACCUUCCGAGCCCGAGCCUGAGCCCAGCAUGUCAAGAAGCUCCAUUGCAGCCUCGCUAGGCGCUAAGGAUCCUGCUUUCUUUCGUCAGACAGCUGAUAUUGGAAGGGGAUCGGCAGCCUUCAGGAAGAACCAAGAUGACACUGCUUCAGAAACCGGGUCAGUGUCGGGUCGGAGGCAGUUGGCCGGCAUGUCGCGCGACUCGACCGUGGAGCAAGACAUUGGCAGCCCGCCGGCAGAGAGCGCGCGCUCGAGCUCACCGGGCUCACGAGGUGGUUCCGUCCGCGGCAGCACCGUAAUGAGCAAUCGUUUUUCCACCAGCACAUCGAUUUCGGGCGGCGAUUCGGAUUCGGUAGUAAAAGGCAAAACGCCCCUGCCUGUGUUGGAUUCGCAAAAGUUUGCUCCGCCCUCUGAGCAGGGCUCUUCAGUUGAUGGUGGAGACACUGAGCGUGCAGCCCGCGCGCUCGCCAUGUCACCUACCCAAGGGAGAAUUUCGCCAGAGCGUGAGCGCUCGACAUCACCAACAAAGGGCAUGGGUGGCUUUGUGCAGAGUGCCAUGCUCAAACGUAGUGAUAGCGUGAGCAAGCGUUGGAGCACGCAAACACCCCCCGGCUUGAGCAGGCAAAACUCUACCUUGAGUAAUCGUGGAAGUGUCUAUGGCUCACUCUCAAACAUUGACCGGCCAGUUUUGUCUAGGGACAAUUCCAUAGAGCCAACCCGCCCUACAUCGAGUCGCAGCAAUGCAACCAUCACUGGUGCAGAAAAGGACAGCGCGCCCAAGGAUGAGUUUGUCAAGCCAUCAUUGCCCCGUCACAGCAGAGCCAAAUCAGUCGCAUCAACCUUCAGCGCAACUUUCAGCGACAAGGAUGCCUCGCAGGACGAAAACUCUCCUGCGAGUCCUUCGAAGCGAUGGAGUCCCACAAAAUCAAGUUGGUUGGAGAGUGCGUUGAGUAGACCAGAAUCUCCAAAGCCAAAGCAAGCCCCUCCAGCUCAACCUGCGUGGAUGGCUGAGAUCAACCGCAUCAAACAACAGCGUAGUAGUGUUGACCUGGGCAGAGGCAGCCCUUUCGGUGAAUCUUCCGGCUCUGGCCGGACAUCACCAAUCAAGGACAUAGUACAACUUAAGCCCGUUGGUCUGCGUCGGUCCGAGUCUCCCAAGAAAGAGGAGCCAAGUGUGUCCAGUAAAAUGGAAACACUCAAAGAGCAAUCUCCGAGCUCUGCGUCAGCGUCAGUGCCGAAGCCUCUUUUCGCCAAAAAGGAAGAGCCCAAACCCUCAGAAGAAGCAAAACCCUUGGAAGAGCCCACAGCCUCAAAAGACUCAAAAGACGUCCCGGAAAAAAGUCUCGAUGAUGCACCUACAUCUGUUGUCCCAUCAGCGACCGAUGAACCUGCUUCGGUGGACGCCAAGCCUGUAGCUUCAAGGUUCGCCGCAGAUACUGGCCGCAGUGUUUCGCCUGCAAAAACAGAUACGACGCCAAAGACGGAUUUCCGUGCGGGGCUCAAGUCACGUCAGCCUGCAUCUGAUAGCUCGAAGAAGGACGAAGUUAACGAAUUUCAAAAUGUCUUUGGUAGGUUGAGAAAAGCAGAGACAAAGAAUUACGUUGCCCCAGAUAUCCUCAAAGAAAACAUCACAAGAGGCAAAGGUGCUCUGAACAUAACCGGAGGCCCUAAGCCUUCGGUCCGAAAGGAUGAAUUCAGGGAGAGCCUCAUCAAGAGGAAAUCAACCAUCUUUGAUAAAGCCCAAGAAGAGGGAUCUGUGUUGAAGAAGUCGGAGAGCUCGAGACCUUCCGCUCCUGUCCCGGAAGCUAUCGCCAAGCAGAAAGGAUUGCAACGCAGAGAUAGUGAAGCCAGAGCUCCGGCACCACCUAAAGAGAAGGAGCCCAUGCCGGAAGCUCUCGCUAGAAGGAAGAGUCUUGGAGUUGUUCGGUCUAUGCCAGAUACUAAGUCUGCUCAGUCUGCUCAGUCUGCGCAGCCUGCGCCUUUGUUUGCCAAGAAAGAGCCAGCCAUGUCUGGCAAGCUUGCGAAUCGUUUCAACCCUGCGUUAGCCGGUAUGCUCGCUCGAGGCCCGCCUUCUCAAGCGACCGACAAAUCUACAUCAAGUGCUGAGGUAGAUGGGUCAACUGCCAGGCCGGCGCAAGAGAGAAACACCGAACCUGCACCAGAACUGCAACAUAUGACUAAAGGUCGCGCCCGUGGACCUAAGCGAAGGGCACCCGCCUCAAAAAAGGCUGCUAUUGAGUCGGAACAGGCUCAAGAGGAAGUGCCUACUGCUGCUGCUGCUGCUCUGCCUUUGGUGAAUUCCGAGCCUGUCCUCUCUAGCUCUGAGCCUCCUAAGACUAACGGAAAACCAGAGCAGCGACCAGUAGCGAGGACGCCUGCCAGGCAGUCAGCGACCGAAAAGCCUGUUCCACCAGCCAAGUCACCACGGGUAUCUUCUGGAAACUUUGGAAAAUCCCCUACCCCUGAGCUCCCGAAGAAGCCAGAGAGGAUAUCCGGAUCUCAAACGACGCCCAAAGCCUCGCCUAGACCAGAAUCUAUCAUUUCAUCCAAGCCUUCAUCACCAGUCAUUCCCAAGAAACCUGCAUCUUUGGAAGCGGAGAGGCGGGUUUCUGGAUCACAAAACACCCCAACACAAAAGUCCCCAUUACCAACACAGGUUGAAUCACCAAAGUUAGCGUCAUCCUCUCCAUCUCCAUCUCCUCAUUCUCGAUUUUCGCGACCGUUGCCUACAUUGCCUCCCAAGUCAACAACAGAGAGUCCCAAGUCGACACCACUCAAGAAAAUCUCAACCCCCAACGUUGAGAUUUCACACGCUGAUGAUUCAUCGCCUGAAAAGACAACGUUUUCAUCAGUCAAGAGUGCUAGCGCUUUGUGGGGCAGAUCAUCUGCAUCUUCAUCACCUGUGCCAACGGGAGCUAAGUCACCCAUUAAACUUCCUACACAAGCAGAUGAACAAGCUGCGAUGAAGGAUGCUGGUCUAAUUCGCUCUGAGGUGAACUCGAAGGCUCUACCCGGCCUCCCUCAAGCUGACCCUCAAUCUCCUGAUGAAGCGAAGGCACUGCCUCCAAAGCCAAAGCCUGUGGGGCUAGGUUUCAGCCUGGGAAGCUUAGGUGGACUGGUCGCAUCUCGGUCACGAGAAUCACUCUCUCAGCUGCCCAAGAGUACACCAAUGUCACCACCAGGAAGUGCAAACAGGCCAUUUUCUGAGCCUCCCGUCACGUCGCCAACCCCAAAGAAGAGUGAUGGCAUGUUUGCAGACUUCUUUGACGAAGACCCAGUAACAGAGGGCCAGCUACCAGAGCAUAUCGACACAAUGCACAUUCUCAAGUCGCCGCCAUUUGACUUGGGCCCCACAGGCAAGAUCCGCACUGUACGCAAGCAGAUAGACGAAGUGACGAGCGAUGGAAAGCUUUUGCCUAUUCCAGUGCAAGAGGAGCAUAUCUUGUUCCAAGAGUCAAUGUAUUUAUGUACACAUAUCUACGAAGAUUCCAAGGGAACCAGAAAUACCGACGUCUACCUAUGGGCAGGCAAUGGGGUACCAGAGCCUACAAUAGAAGAUGUGCAGAUAUUUGCGAAGAGCCACGCACGUCAGAGCCAAGGACGGUUGUUGGUCAUUCGGCAAGGACAGGAGACCCCAAACUUUUUCGAAGCUCUAGGUGGCAUUGUCAUCACCAGGCGUAGUGUGAAGCCCGGAUCAAAAGAGUUUAUGCUAUGCGGUCGUCGUCAUAUUGGGCACCUCGCAUUUGAUGAAGUGGACUUCUCACUCAAGAGUCUCUGCUCGGCGUUCCCUUACUUGAUCUCCACUGCCACAGGUAAAGUCUAUCUGUGGAAGGGCCGUGGAUGCUCCGCUGAGGAGCUGUCUGGUGCACGUCUGAUGGGUAUGGACCUAGCACCUACUGGCGAUUACAACGAAAUCGAUGAGGGAGCCGAACCCAAUGAUUUUCUUAACAAAACCUUCCCACCCUCGCCAGUGCCUUCGAAAGGCCCUGCCAUCCCUCGCUCGGCAGACCAUUGGCGCUACAAAGCCACCUGCGACAAAUAUCGGGCGCGUCUCUACAAGAUCGAACAAACCAUCAGCCAACAGGCAGGCUGGGGCCAAGCACUCCAGGUGAGCAGCUCUUUUUUCGCGCCGCUGCUACGAAGACCAUCUUGGAACGCUGCUGAACAAAGGCCACAGACGCCACUCACGCCCAAGUCGCCUCAGGGUACUAUCAAGACGGAGAUCAAAGAGAUCAUGCCUUUCUCGCAGAGAGACCUGGAGCCGGAGAAUAUCUAUGUACUUGAUGCCUUCUUUGAGAUGUACAUUAUUGUUGGCCCCUUGUCCCGCACCCAAGCGCCUGCGUUCUCCACUGCUCUCAUGUUUGCGCAAGCGUAUGGUAUGCUUGCUGUCUCAGAAGAAGACCGUCCAUUCAUGCCCGUCACGACGGUUGUACUAGAAGGUGUUCCUCGCGAUAUGAAGGUUCUGUUCCGUCACUGGGACGACAAACUUAUUCCCGCAGCGGGUCUUAUGAGCGGAAAGCUCGGGAGGGGGAAGAGCUUGAGGAUUGUCGGUUUGGAGAAGGCUAUCGAGGGUACGCGGCGAUAA
Messenger RNA from Bipolaris oryzae ATCC 44560, 5109 nucleotides. RefSeq lists its product as uncharacterized. Lineage: Eukaryota; Fungi; Ascomycota; Dothideomycetes; Pleosporales; Pleosporaceae. The record is from RefSeq and is a predicted model, not a curated record. The coding region runs from base 1 to 5109 and encodes 1702 amino acids. Gene Ontology annotation, biological process: barbed-end actin filament capping; actin filament severing. The transcript has 3 exons. Gene Ontology annotation, molecular function: phosphatidylinositol-4,5-bisphosphate binding; actin filament binding.